Messenger RNA from Rhipicephalus sanguineus (brown dog tick), 1048 nucleotides. RefSeq names its product crustacean hyperglycemic hormone. Gene Ontology annotation, cellular component: extracellular region. Gene Ontology annotation, molecular function: neuropeptide hormone activity. NCBI's taxonomy places the organism in Eukaryota, Metazoa, Arthropoda, Arachnida, Ixodida, Ixodidae. The transcript has 3 exons. Gene Ontology annotation, biological process: circadian rhythm. Bases 216 to 560 code for a protein of 114 amino acids. The record is from RefSeq and is a predicted model, not a curated record.
GGAGCAAUUCUCCGGAGACACACGCGACAACUCUGAUCCCAGUGUCUCUCUCCCUCCCUUUCUCUCCCUGUAUCCCGUGUUUCCCGUGUACCCGUGUGCCCUGUAAUCCUUACGGGGGUGUCUCGCCACCGGAAGGAACAAGUCCAGCCUGGUCCUCCCGCAUCGUAUCCCUAUUUCUUCCCGAAAUCACACCAUACUACUCUGCGAAACCAAAGAUGAGUGCUAGCUUCCUCGUGGCACCCGUUCGUUGCCUGGCGGCUACGCUGCUUGUGUGCUCGUUGGUGGUGCUGACGCUGCCCAGCGUCUGCACGGCACGCAACCUGCACAAGCGCUCCUUCCUCGAGCUCGGCUGCCGCGGCAACUUCGAGCAGUCUUACCUGGCCCGCCUCGAGCGCGUCUGCGAAGAGUGCUACCAGCUGUACCGUGACCCUGAGGCAUACAACCGAUGCAGGGACAACUGCUUCAAGAACGAGUACUUCCUCCAGUGUGCCGAGGCGCUGCUUCUGAAAGAUGAGAUGGACAGUCUCAAAAGCAAGGUUGAUUACCUCUACAGCCGCUGAAGUGUUUAACCAAGACAAAGAGAAAGGGGCCACUCACAAGCAAUUUAUCAGUUUAUUUCUUGCACAAUGCGCCAACCUACCACUUCAGAACAAAUGGGAAAUGCAACCAGCAUCAUCGCCACCUGAUACACACGUUUAGGAAGCCUCCUACCGUGAGAGAUCAAGCACGACCAGGUGUCUAUCUCUACAUCGGCGGCUUAUAGAAGCGCCGGCAAGGCGUAACACAUGGUGUGGUCACGUAGAGUGAUGAUCGCUACAGCGCCGCCUUGCGUCCGUCGGUGGCAAAGUUCCACUGCCUCGUCGAGGACCUUUCAUUGCGGCUCAGCUUGAACAAAAUUUCAGUGCUGCAUUGUCAGCCAUAUAUUAUUCGCGUAUAUCAUUUGUUGCUGAGUGAUGGUGGCAAAUCGAGGCUGUUGAAAAAUAAAGACUAUUAUAUGCAUAAGAAGGCUAAAUAAAAAAUCCAUAUAUUUUAUCCUUUUUAUGCCCUA